UGUCGGACUGGUCUGUUUGUGCGUCAUAUUGGGGAACGAUUCCAGCGUGCAAAUGGCACUAUUACAAAGUACUUCAAGAAGAUGCUCCUAGCCUUCUCAUCCCCUCCCUUCUACACCACAUACGUACACCUUCCCGAAGAGCAUGAGCCAACUCCAACCCCUAUCUAUAACGACCCACGCUAUCAUCCAUUUCUUGACCACGCUCUCGGGGCGGCUGAUGGCAGUCACAUCGCAACAGCCCCACCAUCCGAAGAACGCAGUGCCUCACGCAAUCGGAAA
Messenger RNA from Trametes versicolor FP-101664 SS1, 279 nucleotides. RefSeq lists its product as uncharacterized. NCBI's taxonomy places the organism in Eukaryota, Fungi, Basidiomycota, Agaricomycetes, Polyporales, Polyporaceae. The record is from RefSeq and is a predicted model, not a curated record. The transcript is spliced from 2 exons. The annotation marks the transcript as partial.